GGUAGUAAAGAUAUCACUUUCAAAUUGUCAUCAAAACAUCAUAUUAAACACCAAAAUUUGAAAAGCAAUGAGCGACAUCAAGGUUAUUCGAAGCAUAAGCCGACAAACUUCUGGCAUAAAAAGUAAAAGCGAUCAUAAGGAUAGUAACAUAUCUUCAAAACAAAAAGAGGCAAGCGAUCAACAGAUAACUGACCAUGACCAAAAUGAAAAUAUCUCAAAUACAUCAAACCUCAAAUUGAAAAGUACCGAAAAAAUCCUCUCUAAAACGAACCAAUCUGGACAAAUACAAACUGUAAGAAAAUGUCUGAGGAAGGGUUCCCGUAUUUGCUACACAGAUAUGGAAAACAUUACCGUUCUGAGAAAAAUUCCUGAAAAAGAUGCUUCAAAAAUGUCGUUCCUGUCUAAUCAAAAUAAAAAUCAGUCUUUCGAGAAAGUAGACAGUUACAGAUCAGGGGAAUCAUUAUUUAAGACAUUCACCUUUGAGCAGACCAGAGACAUCGACGAUCCAGAAACAGUGAAAUGUAUCGAAUUUUGGAAAAGCGUUAUGAAAAAAAAUUUGGCACCGAUCAAAUGCACCCUUUUAGAGAGCAACAUAGAACCCACGAAAAGAAAAAGUUCAACCCCUAAGGAUAGGUCAUCUAAAAGCAGCAGAAAAUCUGAAGAAAAAACGGAAAACCUCAAUUUCACGGGUGACGGAGCAAGAAUUUGGUCUGAGGCUUUGAAGGAAAUAAGGAGGAAAAAAUUGGAUCAAUUGAAAUUGUAUGUACGAGAAAGAUGCCAAUAUUGUAGUGAUCCCUUCACGAAAGAAUUAGAGGAAAAACUUGGCUAUGAGACGUCAGAAGAUCAGAACAGCGAAAUUGUGUCUUUGAACGAUUGGAAAGCUCCGAAUGAACAGAUAGACUUAAUAGAAAAUAAUCUCAGUAAAAUUGGUCUGAAGAAACGGAUCUCCGUGAAGGUGAAGAAGAUGUCCGUUUCAGAUCCAAAAACGGGCGAGAAAUCCAACUUCGACCAAGCAGGAAGAGAGGGUUCAGCUGUCCUGAAGACGAAGUCUCCCGAAGAGGGAGCUGUCAACGAGGACAAGAGAUUAUCGCAGGAACCUCCGAAAAAGCUCCCCUCCAUCCUGAAGUCUUCGUCCAAGGUCAGCCAGGCAAGGGCCAGCUUGAACGACAGUACCAAAAAGCCUUCGGGACAACAAAUGUCCUCUGUCGAGAUUCAGGCACCAACCGUGAAGUGUCCUUGCGAGUCUGACACUUGCGUCUGUCCUCACAGGGCUGCUGCCAGAAAUAGCAGGACCAGUUUUGUCGAGAUAGCAAGGAAGAACAUGUUGCAACGAGACGGUUCUACGGAAAAAUUCUUUCCCAAGGACGAGGAGCCCUGUGUCUGCGAAGUUACCGAGCAGAAACCCUGGAACAAGAUCGUUUGUGAGAAUGAACCAUGUCCAGCUAAAUCGCCAAAGGUCAAACCACUGGAGAGUAGUUCAGACUUCAACAUGCCUGUCCAGAACGCUGAAGAUCUUUGUGUUUGCGCGAAGAAGUCCAAAGUCGUUUGUCCUAGCGAUAAUUGCCAAAAUAAGAUAAGUCAAGGAUCUCUAGUUGAAGGAUUCCCGGAAGUUAAAGACGAUAAAAAAGACGCCUGCGUCUGCAACGACCCCGAUUCAGAAGCUCCUUGCAUAUCCGACGUAUGCCCAACAAAAACUCCUAAAGAAGUGCCAAAAACUUGCGUGUGCAGUUCAAACUUACCUUGGGCCCAAGCCACUUGCCGUUCUUGGAGCUGUUCGCACAACAGAAGAGCCAAAAUUAAAAUAAGAAGAGACGACGAUGAAGAAAAAAUCAGAUUCACAAGCCACCCGCCCAUAAAAGAGGUAACCUCAACCUGUACGUGCCAACAGAAGAUCCCUUGGCGUGAUGUGACUUGCGAAUGCGAAACUUGUGCGGUCAAGCCAAAACAGGAACCUGUUGUGAAAGUUAAGGACAAGAAAUCAAGCGUGCUCAAGAUAUCUCUCAAAUCGAAAAGUAGCAGUAAGGAAUCUUUAGGUGCCAAAAAAACGAGGAGUAAGGAAAAAUUCACGAUUGUACCGACAAGCGCGGAAAGAUUGAGCAAAGAGAAGGAAAAGACCAAACCUAAAACAGCACCUUUAGUCAGCCCCAGCCACCAAUGCGUUUGUUCAGCUGCACCACCUUGGAAAGUUGUUACUUGCAAGGAGAAAUGCAUGACCAAAGACGAGGAAAAAAGAGAGCUCAACGCACCUUCUAGCGUAGAACGCGUUUCCUAUUCAACAGACGAUGAAUGCGUUUGCAAAGAUAAGUCCUUGGAGCCGACAUGCAAAAUACCAAAGUGCGAAAAUAAAUUGGUUUGUAUCGAGUACACGCAACCAUGCAUUUGUCCAAAGGACGUUGAAAACACCAAACAACAUUUCACAUGUACUUCAGAGAUCUGCAAAAUGAAGAACAUCGACAAAACAUGCUUGUGCAGGUUACAGCCCGAUGCGCCAUGCGACGCAAAAACAUGCUCCUCCAAACCACAGGCGUCGAAAACAUUGGUCCACUCCAAAAAACCAGUCAAAUAUGAUCCUAAGUGCAUUUGUAAAGUUCGAGGAUUACCGACAACUGAAGACGUCACUUGUGCAGCUCCAGGAUGUCCAUUCAAAAGGAAGUAUCCGAAACUGGUUAAGAAAAAAAUAGCCAAGUUAUACGUACCUCCUCCUUAUGAAUAUAAGGGUGAAGAAGAUGAAACCAAGAAGUGUAUUUGCAGCACCAAAGAGGCCUCGAUAUUUGUUAAAUGUCACAGUAUGUCUUGCAAGAGAAAGAACCGAUCUGGUAAGUCUGAACACAGCGGUGACGAGUUCUACGACGAGGAUAACUCCGAACAAGAGGUAUGUAUUUGUAAAGACGAGCAAACGGACUAUAGUAGUCGCGAAGAGGAGGUGAUCUGCGAGCAAAUCCAAUGUCCCAAAACGCACGUAGGUGAAGAUGGGGCUGUGAUGAACGACAAGUGCGUUUGUGCCAACCUGGAUGAAACAUGCGAUGAGCCAACCUGUCCUUCAGGAGAAGAAUACCGUGAUAAAAUCUGCAGCGAAAUAGCCCUAAAAACAGAAAGGCCAUACUGCCUUAUUUGCGGUCAUUACGAAUGCGGCAAAAAUAGGAGACUAUCGAGACUACAAAAAAUCUGCAAAGAAAUGUUCACGGAUAUGAAUGAUGAUAUGUAA
This is a messenger RNA of Harmonia axyridis, 3205 nucleotides long. RefSeq lists its product as uncharacterized. Lineage: Eukaryota; Metazoa; Arthropoda; Insecta; Coleoptera; Coccinellidae. The coding region runs from base 68 to 3205 and encodes 1045 amino acids. The record is from RefSeq and is a predicted model, not a curated record. The transcript has 6 exons.